AACAUCUUCCCGUGCCUACGUACUCAGCCACAGUAAAAACAUGCAAUUAUGGUUUUACUUCUUAAAAUAAAAUCCAUACAUGGGACAAUGCUGACGUAAUGGCUGAGUCAUCCAUGCUCCGCCCGCAAGUCGUGUAUGCUUGCCCAUCAGUCGUUGUGACGGCACAGGCCAUGUUUCCAGGUGCUGUUGCAAUGAAGAUGGACUUUGGCACUAGGUGUAAUGGCUUAUUUGCCUUCUGAAGCUAGCUAGCUGUGUCUUGGAGGGUUGUUUUCACCUUUCUAAUCUCCGUGGAGCGAGAACUGGGCUAACCUCACACAGACCAUCAAAAAUGCACCCUGACUCGGUAUUGAGAAUUUGAACUGCAUCGCUGGGAUAAAUCAUUUAUGCGGUCAUGGCUGGGCUGAUCAAGAAACAGAUCCUCAAACACCUCUCCAGGUUUGCUAAGAACCUGUCCCCAGACAAGAUCAACCUGAGCACGUUGAAGGGCGAGGGCCAGCUCACCAACCUGGAGCUGGAUGAGGAGGUACUGCAGAGCAUGUUGGACCUGCCCACCUGGCUGGCCAUCAACAAAGUGGGCUGCAACAAGGCCGCCAUCCGGAUCCCAUGGACCAAGCUGAAGACCCACCCCAUCUCCCUGACCCUGGACAAGGUGGUAAUGGAGAUGAGCACCUGUGACGAGCCCCGCCCUCCCAACGGCCCGUCUCCCAUAGCAACGGCCUCAGGGCAAAGUGAGUAUGGCUUUGCUGAGAAGGUGGUGGAGGGCAUCUCUCUGUCCAUCAACUCCAUCGUGGUGAAGAUCAGUGCCAAGGCGUUCAACGCCUCCUUUGAGUUGAGCCAGCUGCAGGUCUACUCUGUCAACACCAGCUGGAGCCUAUCAGACCUCCGCUUCACACGCAUACAGGACCCUCACAGAGGAGAGAUCCUGACGUUUAAGGAGAUCAGCUGGCAGAUGAUCCGCAUAGAGGCGGAUGCCAUCCAGAGUGCCCAAAACGAGAUGCUGAGUGCUCCCAUCCGCCUCAUCACCAACCAGUCCAGGAUCAGAGUCACCCUGAAGAGACGGUCCAAGGACUGUAACGUGGUGGCCUCUAAGCUGAUCCUGAUCCUAGAUGACCUGCUGUGGGUACUGACUGACUCCCAGCUCAAAGCCAUGGUCCAGUACGCUAAGUCACUCAGCGAGGCCAUGGACAAGUCUGCCCAGCAGAGGAAGAGCAUGGUCACCGAGGACCAGGAGUCGUCGGCGCCCCCCUCAGCCCAGCAGGUGCGUAGCCAGCAGGUGUCAUCAGGCACAGCAGCUGAACAGAGUGCAACCAUGGCCAGUCUGUUCGCUGCCUUCGACGUGUGUGAGACCUCCCACCACCUGCAGAUCACACAUCUCGACCUGCACAUCUGUGACGACAUACACGCCAAGGACAGAGUGAUCAAUAAGAGGAUAACUGGUGGAGCCAUGCAGCUCUCCUUCAGUCACAUUACCCUGGACUACUACCCCUCCCACAGAGCAGGUGAGAGUUGUCUCCACUGGAUGCAGUACAGUGAGGCCACUAAGGCCAGGGAGGGCUGGGCCAGGAGUCUACUGGAGGAGUUCAAGUCUAACGUGGAGAUGUUGAAGACCGCCAAGAGAGACCGGGAGGGCCCGGCCAACACACACACCUCACCACAGCACGGUAAGAUCAGUACUAGUUCUACCAGUAUCCUCAGUGCUCCGCAGACCCCCAGGACCCAGCUCCUGUCCAGCUCCAUUGUCCUCAGGAUGGCUGACUUCAGCAUCUACCAGGUGUCCACAGCAGACCAGCGUCGCUCCAGCCCUAAGGCCAUGAUCUCCUGUAAUAAGAAGUCCCUGUACCUUCCCUCCGAGAUGCCUGCCAUCCACGUCGAGUUCACCGAAUACUACUUCCCUGACGGAAAGGACUACCCCAUCCCUUGCCCCAACCUGUAUGUGCAGCUGAAUGCGCUGCAGCUGGUGCUGGACCCCAGGAGCCUGGUGUGGUGCAACCUGUUUGCCCUGGACCUGAGGCAGAGCCUGGAACAGUUCAUGGAGCUCUACAAGCUCAAUGAGGAGGAGCAGAAACCUGACGAGCACAUCGACAUCAGGGUGGACGGACUCAUGCUCAAGUUGGUAGUGCCCACGGACAGGGACCCCUCCUACCCCCAGGACCUCCCCCGCUCUGUCUCCGUCCAAUGCUCGGAGAUGGUGGCCACCAACACCCGCCACCCCCCCAACUGCACCCGCUCCCACCUGGAAGCCCUCCUCCUCUCCUUCCAGGAACAACAGUUCUUCUCCACCUCCUUUUCCUCCUUCCCUCGCUCCUCCACCUCCUUCCCGGUGGUCCACCCCAUUUUCCAGCGCCACGCGCAUGAGCAGGACACUAUGUUGCACAAUGUGUAUAAAGGGUUGGUGUCGCCCUCGUUGGGCGUGGAUGCCCUCAAAAUGCCAGCCGCCACAGACUUGUGGGCGGUUCACUUUGCCCAGUUCUGGGUGGACUACGAGGGGACGCGAGGCGGGAAGGGGCGGCCCCAGCCCUUCGUCGACGCCUUCCCCCUCACCCUGUGGGCGUGCCAGCCGGCCAGACAUGCCCAGCACCAGGAGCGGCUAAGGGGCGGGGCUUUGAGAGGGCAGAGAACGCCCCUUUCUGCAGCUGCAGGCCUGGCCAGGAUCGAGUCUGUGGAUACCGUGGGACGUCUGCAGAGGAAGAGGCUUUUGAAGGAGUACUAUAGUACUGUUACGGACGCCACGGCAACCGAGGCCACGCUGCCGCCUAGCAACGGGCUUCAGAAGCCGCUGUCCCUGGACAACAUCCCCCCCCCUUCAUCCUCUUCCAGUAAGGAGGCAGACAUGCACAUGUUAGUGCACGUACAGAAGCAUUUGAGCGCUCAGGUGAGCCACAGGCAGUACAUGUUCCUGAUGCGGCUGCAGCGCAGUAUCAAAGCCUUGCAGCACACCCUGCAACAGGACCUGGAGGAGAUGGGCUCCAAACGAGACACGGCCAAGACCACAUUGGACCCCCCUCCAGACCACCAGCCCUUCAGUGCCUGUGUGGGGAUCCUGCUCAAAAGUGCGGAGGUAGCUCUCCUCUUGAAGCCGGUCCCCCAGCCCGAUGGUCCUGGUUCCCCCAUAGGGUCGGAGUUGUCCCCCUCGGAGAGUAGAUGCACCCUGGAGACUGGGAGCGAUGGAGGGGAGGGGGGAGAUAGAGGAACCCACGUGGAGGGGGCUGGGGCGAAGGGAGGCUGUACGGUGGACCAGCUUAUUUGUGGGGGAGGGGUAGAGGGUGGGAUAACGCAAGGCCCCGCCCCUCUCAUCCCCUCCUCCGCCCCCAACCGGAAGGCGUCGCUUGACGAGAGGACUGGGAGAUCCAGUUCGGAGGAGUUGGGUGUGGUUUCCCUGGAGGCCCGGACUGGGGGAGAGGAGCCGGGGACCAGAGUUGAUUGUAAAGCCCAGCAGGGUGAGUCCUCCGGGGCAGACCCCACUCUCUCAGACCCCCUCUCCACCAAAGACUGGAACGAGAAGAACCCUGGGGCCAGAAUGCCUGAGUCUAUGUCCAGUGGGCGUCUGAUUAGGGAGCGUUCCCAGUCCAGUUUCUCAGUGUCCUAUAAGAACAUGAAGAAGACUCCGUCUCUGCAGUCCUUGGACAACCUCUCCAUAGACAGCUACCUGAUGGAGGACGGAGACACGGACGCAUACAGCCUGCUGGAGAGAGACGACAUGUCCAUCUCAGGCUUUAAGGAUGCGGUGAGUGAGCAGAGUGUCACAGAAAUUGCCAAGGAGGCAGCAUCGGCCAUUGGCACAGGGGAGCAGGACGGUGCUGGCUCACCUGAUACUGUCAGCGCCACCUCCCAGAGCAUCGACGAACCCACCAAAGACAUGGUGUCGGUGCUGGUGCUGAAGGUGCAGUGUGUGUGUGUGGGGACGGAGGUGCGAGGGGAGAGCACGGCUGUCGCUCUGGAGGUGGGUCGUGUCAGACCCACACAGCUGGGAAACGUCAGCCUCCGGCAAUACCUCAGCAACCGCAGCCUGGGUAUGGUACCCACUGCUCAGGGCAGCACUAUUGUACCCCCUGCCCCAGGCAGCAAAGGUGGUGGUCUGGAGGUCAAUUCAGACGGGACCACCCAUUACCCGGAGGUCAGGGCUCGGCUGGAGAGCGGGCCCUGCGCCGCCGCCCACUCCCCCCUGGCCGAGACCAACGGUUUCCUCCAGCUGCGUCUCCAUGGCUACCAGGCCAGCUUCCUCAUGUCGUCUCUAAGGAACCUGGCUCACUUCCUGGAGGAUGACUCCGCCCCCCAGGUCCUCCCCAUGGAGAUCAGCGUCAGGGACACACACAUCGACCUGAAGGAUGAUGGUCCCCGUGACAACCCGUCUGACCCUGAUCCCACCCCCAUCACCCUGCACAUCUCCAACCUGCUCAUCCACAGGACCGACGAUGGAGCCUUCUCUAUAGGGGUGGAAAAUGCGCCUAAGAAAGAAGUCCAAUUGAUUGACAGCGGUCUGUCUCCAGUCCCUGAGAGUGUGGGUGUGGUCAGCAGCACUCCCAAGGCCACACAGACCCACAGCCCUGCUAGUUCUAGCACAACCCCCUCCAACAAAGAACUGCUGUUGAUAGAGGAGAACGAGUGUUUGAAAAUGGAGCUGUCCAAAGCCAAGAUGGCUCUAGCUGAGGCCCAAAUGGAGAAGGACUCCCUGUUGCACCGCAUAAAGAGUCUCAAAGUGAACAGCAGCUAGGGUAGGCCAACAGAGGCCCAGUGAUCACCAGCCUGCAGUGCUGCAUAUCACCACAGGGGGGAAGCAGAGAGGGGAGAGGGGGUGCUGGAUACUGGGGCUACUUGAUAUAGCAUCAUGCAAGUAUUAUUCAAGCGUCAGCAGGGUCAUUCAAGCCUGUUCUGAUGAAGGGCUGGUCGCCUAAGAACUAGACCUCUCACACACACACACACACACACACACACACACACACACAGUCCCUGAAAACCCGAGAGGGGGGCUACUUUUUCACUUCAGCCCGCCUACCACCCCCAUCCUACCGCCAGUAGAGGAACUGGAAAGUGGACCCCCUCUUCGAAACAGUGCUGCCGUGUCAUCCCUGGGCUGGGACUAAGACUGCAGUACACAUGCUUGUUUUACAUGAUUGUCGUGCUUGUUUUUAGUUUGUCUCUCUUUAAGCAGUAAGUUAAAGUGUUCAGUCUCUCUCCAGUAAUCCGACUCUGCAAGCCAGAGCUGCCUCCUAAAUAUUGGAGCGUAUGGAGGGAAGGGGACAAAUCUAAAUGAAACAGCCCUCAAGUGGAAUGGAGAUGCCUAGGGAGAUGGGUUGGGAGUCCUGAAUGUUAGGCUUGGGGGAAAAGUUGCCCUCCCCGAAUCGUUACCUUAAAUAGGAUAAACAAUGCAAAAAGGGGGAACUUUAUCAUGCUUCAAAUUUUGGAGGAGCGUAUUCUACAUGUAUUAUGACCUUAUUGCAUCUUUAUGGGACGGGCUUACCUGGUUGGGUGGGGUGAGACACUGAAUGUCAUAUCUUUGGAGGAAUGUCUUAAAAAUAGACUUAUUUUGCACUGCGCUGAAACAUAGAACAUGUAAUUUGGUGCUUAUGAAAAAAAUGUAUCUAGCACUUAACCAAUUGUACUUGGAGUGUGUGUGUAUGGUAAUGUACUUAUGAUGGGCAAAGCGUACACACAAAUGUUUUCUACAGAAUUCUGAAUGGUUGCGCGUGUGUGUGUGUGUGUUCAUGUAUUUGUCAUGUUACUAAAACAAGCAUUUCAUUGAAUUGAAAGUGAAAAUAUACAAUUCAAUAUUUUCACAUUUACUUUUCUUACAUUCCAUUCCAUCUAGUUGACGUCUUCAAUGCCCAUAAUGUCCCAUUGCACUGGCUUUUUUCCCUAUUUUUCUACAUGUAAAUAGCUAGUUGCGUGUCCAGCACUUUUGAAAUAUAUUCACUGUAAAUAUGACCCCUGUACGAAAGCAUCCUCCAAUCCGGUUGAGAACACUAUUCUGUCUUUUCUCGAUCAUCCAAUGAGUGGAAAGAACACUAAUAUGGACAGCAAGUUACCGUCUCUAUAAAGCCUGGGGUGUAUUCAUUAUUUGGAUUCCGUUACAAAAUGUUUUGCAACUAAAAACGUUUACUCCAAACCGAAAAACCAAAAAAGUUUAUAUUGGACAAAUUCAGGUAGGUCCCUCCCUACAGGUAGGUCCCUCCCCAUUGGUUCCGUUUGGUUCAGUUUGGUUCAGUUUGCGCUGUUUGGUUCCUAGAAUAAACGGUUUCCGUAUUUUUUUUGCAAUAGUCUGCAACUAAUGAAAACAGCUCUGCGCUCUCACCUCUGCCGAGUCCCCAACAAUCGGAUGAUCCGGUUUUCAGGGGAAAUGGAAAGAGAGCCUGUGACGCGACUUCCGCUUUUGGAUGUUAACAAGGUGACGCUCCAUCUUAACUCCUCCUCCACAUGUACUGGAUUGGUUGAACAGUGCAGAAGAGAACCUCCAGACAGGUUUUUUUUUUUUUGUCAAGAUUUGUAUGUAGAGGAUCUAGUUUCAGGCGUUUAUUUUACGCCUGCUAUGUUAGCUUACUCUCUCCUCCAAAUGCAGGAGGGAAAACACUGGCUCAUGUGCUUUUCUGUGCGUUCAUUCUAUAUUUGCAUAAUCCUAUAUGUGUACUUCACCAACGUGAAGUCGUGCCCAUAUCUGCUGCAGCUUCGUGCCUGUCUGCUGGGGAACCCUUGGGGGAGUGUUCUAGAAUAGAGUAGAAUAGAAAUGAGCUAUAUUUCCCCUUUGGAACAUGCUUUUGGCUCAACACACAGAAUACAGUCAGCGGGCAGUACUGUCUGUAGCAUCACGUCUUACACAGGGACGUUUCCAGUGUUAUCAUGAGAUUUGCUGACAUUACAAUGGCUUGCCUCACCCUUUAAAGGUGCAGUCUGCAGGUUCUCUGUCCCGUAUGGCAAGGAGAUCAAGUAAAAACACAAUUGCCCUGAAACAAAACUGAAAAAGGGCAAAAAAGUAGUUAUAUUUACACCAAUGAUGGCAACUGUUUUUCUUUCUUUGGUUUUCACUGGCAGGCUCACUCGAAAUGACCCCACCCUAGUCCUUCAAAAAGAGCACAGUUCGGGAAUACAUUAUUUUUCUACUUUAACUAUCCAAAUUGUAGACCUAGUCCAGCCUAGGCCUAGUUCAGUCCAGUCCAGCUGAAUGUCUUUCCAAGCUGCGCUGUCCCCUCUCCCCAGAUCUCUCUACCUUGAUACGAUGCAGGUUCACUUACCUGCUCAACACUGACAACAAGACUUGAAAUGGCAGUUAGGAUUUGAACACUUGAUUGUAAUUUAAAGGCUAUCCCCCCCUCUCAGUUUCUCAUCCACUUCCUGGUCCGAACAGACCUGCCCCCUCUUUACAAUAGCUCCUCCCUUGACCUGCUCGGCCGCUCUCCUCUCCUGGGAGCUCCGCCUCCUGAGAACCUGUGUACAAAAAGAAAAAGACUUAAGAUGUAAUAUUUGUCUGUCAAAGCUGCUGAGCUACUGAUGAAAAUAAAAAGGUAUUCAAUCAAAGA
Molecule: messenger RNA, 7508 nt
Organism: Coregonus clupeaformis (lake whitefish)
Lineage: Eukaryota; Metazoa; Chordata; Actinopteri; Salmoniformes; Salmonidae
Product: UHRF1-binding protein 1-like
Source: RefSeq, a predicted model, not a curated record